AAAUUUUAAACACAUUUUAUCCAGAACCUAAAAGUUAUUUUCUCUUAAAUUUACCCGGAAUUUACAAAUAGAUCCGAUAUAAAUCGCAGCUAAAGUGUAACUUGAGUAAAAUGAGAAGGCUCUCAGUAAAUGGGUGUGUGCUAUUGUUUUAAAGACCAAUGAUAAAUGUGAUUAUGUAAUAAAUUCUCCUUAAAGAUUUCAUCUUUUCCAUUUGGCAUUAAAAAAAAGUUGAGCUUACAAGUGUGCUAGCUUUUAAUAUUAAAGUAUUGUAAAUUUUGGAUAGUUCAAAAAAUGCAAUUUGUUCAAAAGUUUAAUCAAUAAGGAACUAAUUUAAUGUUGUGUUUUUGGUUUAUAAUUAUAACUUUAGUAACUGGUGCCACCUAAGUAUUGAUUUUGCAGGCUAGAUCCAGGCUUACCUCACAAUUUAUUUAAUCAAACAUCAAAAUGGGUCAACUUUUUACACAUCUCAAAAAAGAUGAAACCACUGUUUUUAGCCAAGCGUUUAAAUUAAAGUUUAGUGAUAGUGUUGGAGUAGAUUGGAGAACUCUUGGGCGUUGGUUAAAUAUUGAGGAAAAUUAUUUAGACAUGAUUGAUCAAGAAAAUUUAAAAAUUAAUGCAAAAGCAUAUUCAAUGUUAACAAAAUGGUUGCAAAUGAAUGAUAAUCCAACAGUUGAUGAGUUGAAAAUAGCUUUAAAGAAAAUGAAUAGAAUGGAUCUAAUAAGAAAAGUAGAAGAAUUCACAAAUUCUUCAAAUCCACUAGAUGUUGCUAGCAGAGUUCAUGUCAAUAAAGGUAUAUCAGAGGUAUGCACAGCACUAAAAAAUUAUUAUCUGAAAUAUUAUGGCAAAAUAAAUGAACUUCAACCACUAUUAAAUGCACCUGCUAAUGUUGAUCUAAUACAAAAGUUUGUUGAUCUAUGUAUUGUUGAUGCGCAUAAUGCUCAAAUGGAUGUUGUUUGUAGCGUUGAACGAAAGAAAUUUCUUGAAAAGCAAAUGAGUUAUACACCAAUUCCAUAUAGUAAAAUAUUUAUGAACGAAAAAUCAGUAAUAUUAAUAUCUGGAAUAGCUGGUAUUGGAAAAACAUGGUUGCUCAGAAAGUGUUUGCUCGAUUGGUCGAAUAAUUUGAUUUGGAAUAAUGUUGAACUUGUGUUUUAUUUGGAAUGCAGGAGGCUUAAUCAAUAUCAAAAUGUUUCGAGUAUUAAUGAAUUACUAAAUGUUUUCUACAAAGAUAUUUUAAAUGAUUUUGAUAUUAGUAAGCAUACUGCUUUGUUUAUAAUUGAUGGAUUAGAUGAAUUUAAAUAUUUAAAUGAAUUAUUAAACCCAAAUUUAAGUUGUAUCUUUCCGAUUGUUAAUGUUUUAGCAGAAAUUCAAAGUUAUAAACAUGUAGUUGCUGGUAGAGUUUAUGCAAUUGAUAAAUGCCAAAAAAUAUAUAGAGAGUAUGGGGAUAAGUUAACUAUUCAAAUAAUGGGGUUUAACCAAGAUGGAGUUGAAAAUUAUGUAGAAAAUCAUGUUAUAGAAGAAAAAAAAGAAGUUGUUAAAGCAACUUUAAAGGAGUCUCCACUUGCAAAAGUUAUGGCAACUGUUCCGUUUUAUUUAUCUUCCAUGUGUAAAAUUAUUAGUGAUUCAAGCAAAAUAUAUACAACUUCUUUCUUAACGAUGACAGAAUUGUAUGCAAAUAUUUUUUUAUACUUUUUGCAACAACACAUUAUAAAAAACAAUGGAUUGGUUUAUGAAAUGAUGGCAAAUGAAAAUAAUAAAAAAUAUGUAUUAACCAUUUGUAGGAUAGCUUUUGAAUUGUUUAUUGAAAAUAAAUUUAUUUUUUCAAAAGAAGAAGUUUUACUAUUUAUCAAUAACUUUAAUGAAGUUGAUGAAAGUCUUUUUGGUUUUAUUGAAAGGGUUGAAACACAUCUAGGUUAUUUUUACCAAUUUGCACAUUUGACUGUAAUGGAGUUUUGUGCAUCUGUAUAUGCAUACAAUUGUUUAAGCUUUGAAGAGAUUAUGGCCAAUGAGAAGCUGAAGAGUUGUUUAUCAAUGAUUUGUGGAUUAAGCAAUAAAAACCAAAAUAUUUUGUUAAAGUUUCUUGUUAACCUGAAUCCUUCUAAAAAAUCAAAAGAGGAGUCUUCACUUUCGGUUUCUAUUUUGGAUGGAAUCAAAGAACAAACCAUUACAACAGUUCGAUAAACCAAAACUUGUUGCAGUUGUAAAACCGUACAAUUCAGAAAAACCAAAACCAAAUCCGUAUAUGUACGAUUCACAUGGAAAUCAAAUACAUAGUUGGGAAGUUCGUUAAAGCUGUUAUAUUUGUUUUUACAAUAAUAGAAGUUCUUUUUGCAUUUUAAAUGGAAGUAUUUAAUUUUAUUAAAAAAAGUGGUAUACAAAUAUGCAAGUUUUUUCAAUGUGUUGGAAACUUUGUUAAACUUAAUGCGAUAAAAUUAUAUAAUUAUACAAAAUUGGAAAAGAUAGCAAAAUUGUUGUUACUCGUUUCUGGAAAGAUUGCAAAUUUUUUGUUAAUGGUUUUGGUGUUUACGUUGCUGACAUUAUUAAUGAUAUUAUUCUUUCUUUUUGGAACACUACAAUAUAUUGUUUGUGUGCUAUUAGUCAAAAUAAAUGAAUAUGAACCUUUAUGAAUUGGAGAAGAUUUGUAGAGAAGUAUUAAAUAAUACUGACAAAAGAAAAUAUAAAUCAAUCGAGGAAAUGAUGGACAAGUCAGAUUGUAUUGUAGAAAUUAUAAACUUUACAAAUUUAAAAGUACUUUAUGAAUUUUGUUUUAUAUUAACGUGUAUACGAAAAAAAUAUUUUUAUAUUAUUGUUAUUGAUACUCCGGGUUAUAAAGAGAAACAGUCGAGUUUGGAAUCGUUUAUCAUAUGGAAAUUUGAUAUACAUAACAAACGUUUAGUUGUAUUAUUAAAACGCUUGGAAAAUUUUAUUAAUUAUUAUAAGGGUUACGAAAAAUUUAACUUAAAACACGAGCAUGUAUACGGUUGUAAUACAAUAUUUAAUAAAUUAA
Hydra vulgaris (swiftwater hydra) is the source of this 3004-nucleotide messenger RNA. RefSeq names its product NACHT, LRR and PYD domains-containing protein 12-like. Gene Ontology annotation, biological process: signal transduction. Gene Ontology annotation, cellular component: cytoplasm. The record is from RefSeq and is a predicted model, not a curated record. Gene Ontology annotation, molecular function: protein binding. NCBI's taxonomy places the organism in Eukaryota, Metazoa, Cnidaria, Hydrozoa, Anthoathecata, Hydridae.